This is a messenger RNA of Pseudonaja textilis, 3754 nucleotides long. RefSeq names its product solute carrier family 29 member 3 (gene SLC29A3). Gene Ontology annotation, molecular function: nucleoside transmembrane transporter activity. The record is from RefSeq and is a predicted model, not a curated record. Gene Ontology annotation, biological process: nucleoside transmembrane transport. Lineage: Eukaryota; Metazoa; Chordata; Lepidosauria; Squamata; Elapidae. Gene Ontology annotation, cellular component: plasma membrane; Golgi apparatus.
UUGCGAGGGCCGGCGCCGGCGUUGGCGUUGCUCGGCCAAAGCCCCGACCGCGAGCCGGACGGAUGAGUUUGAUGGGGAGACGCCUAGAAGCGGCGAGAUGUCUCUUGAUUUGGAAGACAGCGAACAUGACUUCCAGACCAGCACAAGCUCUUUGUACAAGUCAAAGAAUCCGACGAUCCAAGUAGAGAAACCACUCCGUGAGGAACCGGGGGCGAACCAGUAUGUUUUCGGCAAGCCCAAAGACCAUUGGAAUGCUACCUAUAUUAUUUUCUUCCUCCUUGGGACCAACUCUCUCUUACCCUUAAACUUUAUCAUCACUGCAAAGCAUUACUGGAUGUACAAGCUCCAGAACUGCUCAGAAAACAUUUCUCCCGAAGACCAGGGAUCCUCCGAUAUCCGUAAUUUCUUUGAAAGCUACAUUUCUGUGGCUUCCACUGUGCCUUCGGUCCUGAGCUUGAUUGGGAACUUCCUGCUAGUCAACAAGGUUUCUGUCAACGUCCGAAUACUCUCCUCCUUGGCUGUCAUGCUGGCCAGUUUUCUGGUGAUUACAGUGCUGGUCAAAGUGGACACUUCAGCUUGGACACUGUGGUUUUUUAUCAUCACCGUUGUUUGUGUGGCCGUCAUCAGCAGUGCUGCCACCAUCUUCAUCAGUAGCAUCUUUGGCUUGUCAGGAUCUUUUCCCAUGAGGAAUUCCCAGGCACUGAUUUCAGGUCAGGCCAUGGGAGGAACGGUGAGUGCCUUGGCCUCAGUGGUGGAUCUGGCAGCAGCAUCAGAAGUCACAAACAGCGCUCUGGCCUACUUCCUGUUCGGGGAUGUCUUCAUUGUUUUGUGCAUUGUGAUGUAUCUGAUUCUUCCCAAGCUGGAGUAUGCCAGGUAUUAUACUGCAACGUUCUCACCAAAUGCUUUGCCCGGCAGUUGCUUGGAGGAAGAGGACAUGGCAGCAGAUAAUCCCAGCCCGCUCUUGCCAAACAGAAACUAUACGGAUGAAAUCCCUCCUCUGUGGCUCAUCUUGCAGAAGAUCGGCAUGUUAGGUUUCUGCGUCUUCUAUGUCUACUUCAUCUCGAUCACCAUUUUCCCUGCGGUCUCGUCCAGCAUCGAGUCUGUAAACAAGUUCUCAGGGAGCCCGUGGACAAAUAAAUACUUCACACCUCUCACUAGUUUCCUUCUGUACAAUUUUGCUGACUGGUGCGGACGGCAGAUCACCGCGUGGGUCCAGGUUCCUGGACCACAAAGCAAGUGGCUACCAACCAUGGUUCUGCUGAGAACUUUGUUCAUCCCCGUUUUCAUGUUAUGCAACUUUCAGCCUCGCGCGCACAUUGCAAAAGUCGCCUUUGCCCAUGAUGUGUACCCGAUGGUGUUUAUCGUGGCCCUAGGACUCAGCAAUGGCUACCUGAGCACAUUAUCGAUUAUAUAUGGUCCCAAAGUCACUUUGAAGGAACUGUCGGAGGCAGCGGGAGUGUUGAUGAUGCUCUUCAUGCAGGUGGGGUUAGCUCUAGGAUCAGGUUUCUCCGUUCUUGUUGUCCAUCUCAUAUAGAUGGGAGAUUUCAAGCCACUUUUGGAACGUCGCUUCCACAAGGACAUUGCGAAAAAAAAGGCAAACAGCAAACACGGGCCUAUCACUGAAAUAUUCCAAUUCUUUUUCUGGCCUUUGGUUGUGCAGAAAAAGCUCGGAGAAACACCACGAAAUGCAGAAGUGAAAUUCAAAAGUAUUAUUGAAGGUCUCGGUUGUAUGCUUUUCUUUUUUUGCAAAUGAGGUUUUAUUUAGCAAUACGACUCAUGUAUCUUCGCAGGAUUAUAACAUGGAAGCUCUUGUGUUUUUCCUAGGGAGAUGAAGGAAUUACAUUCUAGUUUCCAAUGUCCUUACUAACAUCCAUCCUUUAAAUUAUUCAAAAUAAUAUACAUCCAUUUGGAGAAUUCUGCAAAGGGAUCAAUAACUCACUGACUACCUUUCAGUGUACGUUUCACAUGGCCUUUCUUAAGAGAAAUAUGCCUGUAGUACAGUGUCUGUUAAACAGUUUAAAAAUAUAACAAAUGCAGAUCAAAUAAGAAGGAUUCCCAACAGCUUUUCAUAUGAAGGGUAGCUGAGAAAUAAUUUUGGUUGAGGAACACGUACCCUUAACCAAUAAAUCUUUGCUGCAUAUUUUUCAAGGGUAAAUUUACAAGAGUGAGUGCCAAAUGAUAUUAAAAUGGGACCAACCAGGAUUUUUCAUUCAUUCUACCCUUACAUGCCACCCUUAUGUAUCCUGGAUGAAAUUGAUAGGAAUUGUAGUAUAUGCAAUACACACACACACACACACGCAUGCGCACACACACAUAUCAUUGGACAAGAACAUUAGCACAUCAGACAUUAGGAACUUCCUUUAAUGUCAGUUGUUGUUAGAUUCAUUUCUAUUUUGCAAUCUGGCUGUUGUGAAACUCUGCUAUUCAGAAAAGAGGACCACAACACAACGUGACUUAAUCAAAUUAAGGCAUCGGGUAGUAGAUUUGCUACUUUGCUAUUAAUUUUUACUUAUUUAAGGCUAAAAAUAGCAUUUAUUUUGACAUUGAAGUGUAAUCCUUUACAGAACCUAAGUAGGGCAAGCAGAUUGCAAACAUCUGAAUGACCACUGAAUAACAGCAAAGAAUUAGUGUUUUCUAUGUCUGUUUGCUGCCAUCUCAUGUUCAUUCAGGGGUUUGCAGACCAGAUGGGAGUAAUGCUAUCUUAAGUUCCUUUGAUGGCAUAUAUUUCAUUUUUACAUUCUUGAGUAAGCAUUAAGCAAUAAAAGCACUUUCUUUGGAUUUCACUACAUACGCUUUUUCACACAUUGUAAUUUCUGAUGAAUAUUACAUUUGUGUAUAGAGGAAAAGUCACUCUGUAUAAUGGCCAGUGUCUCUGGAAAUUCUCAGUCAUCCAGAUCAUGGUUGUCCCAAAGGUGAUUUUUCAAAAGGCAACUCGACUUUCUUUGUUUCUGCUUGAAGAUAUUCCACUUCUCAUCCAAGAAGCUUCUUCAGUUCUGGCUGAACUGAAGGAGAAUGAGAAGCGAAACGUCUUCAAGCAAAAACAAAGAAAGUCCAGUUGCCUUUUGAAAAAGCACCAUUGGUACCACAAUGGCCAGUGUAACAAAUCUAGAAGCUUCUAUCAGCCUGGAAAGAAAAAUGAUUGUGCUGAUCAGAUUUGAUGAUAUAUACAGUCAAUAUCCUUGUAUGAAAUCUGCAUGUGUGAAGUAAGUGGAUUGGAUGAUUGAGGAAAAUGUGAAGCAUCGUUUUUAAUAUAGGUCUGUAGUCAUGAAGUAUAAUUUCUGUCCCGUUUUCUUCCUAAAACCUGUCUACAGAGAUUUUUGACCAUGCAAAUUUUACACAAAUGCAUCCAACUUCUAAAAGAACAAUAUAAUCUCAGUGGCAUCUUGCCACCACCUCAUCUAGACUUCGCACAAUCAGAUCUUUCCAGAUAUGUGAGGUUUGUAAAUCCAUGAGUUGCAGCUUGCAUAAUUCUCUAUAAGGUCAGUAGCCCGGUACAUCUGGAGGACAAUACAGUGUGGAAAGCUGAUGUAAACGAUGCUUUGUGUAAGAUUCUAUUGUCUAGCUUGUUUGUAAAUGCACUCGUCUCUUUUUCAGUUUUGGAGCUUGCAUUGGAAAUGUAUUUCUACCCCAUUGGUCAAGAUUUAAUUUUUUGGGGGGGAGGGGGAGGAAUUGUUAAUUCCAAAACAUGGUACAAUAUAAUGUAAGUCUGGGGGCUGGUAUGUUUGUUGUGAUAUAACAAGUAUUGAAAAGAUUU